AUGGGUAAAAGUCCAUCAAAGCUGGCUAGAGCGAGGGUCGAAGCUUUCCUUUCUUCCGGUCAUAGCCUCCCCGAGUACAUGUCAGCCGAUGACAUCUAUUCCCAUGAUAUCGACCCAUCCGACCGGCUAUACGAGCCGUUCCAUUCGCCUUGUUCUACAGACAAAGCCUUACCGGAGCUUCCAGUAGAGAUAUGGCAGAGGGUGUUCGUGCAUCUGAGAAGGAAGGUAGGGCCGAUCAAAGCUAAACAAAGAGAAAGAGGAGAUCAUCAUCAGAGGGAUCUGGUGAAUGCGAUGUUGGUGUGUAAGCAAUUCUAUUACCUCGCCGCACCCAUCCUAUACGCCAGAGUGAUCACCGACAAACCCCACUUACUGUUCUACGGAAUCGACACAAAACCCCUCGGUGGACUUCCAGAACAGCAGACUCGCUGGACCAAACUCGACUUACUUCAUUUCGUCCAUCGCUUAGAUCUGAUGUACAAUGCCUUCCCCGUCAACAAACUUGAUCUACGAUUUCCCAUAUCCACAAACGACAAACUCAAGUUCGAACAGAGGAUCUUCAAGUACGAUAUCGACAGUGAAGAGAUAAGAAGAAUGAUCAGCGACACAGACAACUCUCAAUCUGCCGUUCGACUCAUUCAUCCCCUAAGAACAUUGAGAAAAUUAUAUCUCAAAAACAGACAACCCGUUAUAUUUUCCAAUCUCGAUAUACUUACUGUAUCCCAUCCAUCAUUCAAAUAUCGUUAUAUCGACUACACAACCGAGAUCCCAUUUUACGGUAUAAGUAAUCCAAUAGAUAAUGUCAACUGGCCAAGAUACGCCUUGUUCCCCAACAAACUAGAAAGAUAUAGAAAGAAGAUUGAUGAUCGUGGUACUGCCAUAUCAAACUUAUCAUCGGUAACUAAACGACUACAAUUCUCUUAUGAGCUAGCCAGGCUAUGUACACCGAAACACGUCUGUAUGGAUGAUGAUAAAGGACCUUAUUCAUAUAGAAGGGAUGAAGGUAGAUACGAUAAAAUCAAAUUACCCCCUCCGGAAACAGUGUCAUUACAUAUAUAUCCUAGGACAGUUGAGAAGUUCAUCUUACCUCCCGAUAAGGAUAAGCAAAUGUUCAGAUGGAGAGUCCAACCAGUGAUAUUUUACGGAUCGACCUAUAGAUGGGUUCUGGAUGAUUUCGAAUGGACAAAUCAUAGUGAUCGACAACAAAAGAUGGAUUUUUAUCUGUGGUUAAGAUGGAAUAUAAGUGAGUUUAGGAAAUGGUUCAAACCCCAAUUAAAUGGUGAGAAAGACAAACAUCAUCAUCAAUUAUUGUAUGCCAAGUCGGAUCGAGAUGAAAAGACAAAAAUUGAGGUUUAUGGAUGUUUAGAAUCCGACUUGAUGAAUGAGGGAUUUAGUAUGCUGUGUGAAGAAGGAUAUACAGAUUGGGAUAUCAGUUGGACGGAUGAGCAGAAGAUAAACCAUGUGUUGAGCUUCCUGGAGGUGGAAGUUGAGAUAGGGCCAAUACAGGUUAUGCAGGAUGAAGCGGGGUUGUGUCCGGCUUGUGGAGUGGAUUCGAAUAGGUGGACAUGCUUUUGA
Kwoniella botswanensis is the source of this 1572-nucleotide messenger RNA. RefSeq lists its product as uncharacterized. Bases 1 to 1572 code for a protein of 523 amino acids. The record is from RefSeq and is a predicted model, not a curated record. Lineage: Eukaryota; Fungi; Basidiomycota; Tremellomycetes; Tremellales; Cryptococcaceae. The transcript is spliced from 3 exons.